This is a messenger RNA of Aedes aegypti (yellow fever mosquito), 1347 nucleotides long. Its product is annotated as cytochrome b561. The record is from RefSeq and is a predicted model, not a curated record. Bases 131 to 967 code for a protein of 278 amino acids. Gene Ontology annotation, molecular function: oxidoreductase activity. The transcript has 4 exons. Lineage: Eukaryota; Metazoa; Arthropoda; Insecta; Diptera; Culicidae.
UUCAAAGGAGGACGUGAGGACAUUACCCGAAAAGGAAGACAUGCCCUCCCAGAGUAUCUCCCGAAGGAUACUAACUGGUAAGCCGUGCCCAGUGAAGUUGAGCUUAUCAUAGAAGGAUCGCUCGGACUCCAUGGAGCAAUCACCUAUCGAGAGAAAUGCCCUUUGCUCAGAGUUUCGAUGGUUGAGCACCUCUAUUUUAUGCUUACGCCCUACAGCAGACACCAUGGAGAGUAGCGGCCCUUCCCCGACGUCGUUGAAUAACUUCCGCGUGGUAUACUUGAUAACGCAAAUGGUGGGCGCCGCCAUCGUCAUUCUGAUGGGUUCCUGGAUCGGAGUGCAUCUCGGAGGUCUCUCAUGGACGUCCAAUCCGGCCACUCAGUUCAACUGGCAUCCGCUGUUGAUGUCGAUCGGAAUGAUUUUCUUGUACGGAAAUUCCAUACUGGUCUAUCGAGGAUUCCGUUACGCUCGCAAGAAGCCACUGAAGGUCACUCAUGCCGCUAUUCACGGACUGGCGUUCGUCUUCACGGUUGUUGCUUUGGUGGCGGCCUUCGAUUCACAUAACCUGGCCAAGGUUCCGAUACCGAACAUGUACACGCUGCACUCGUGGGUCGGAAUGGCAGCAGUGGUGCUGUUUGGGCUUCAGUACCUGUUUGGGUUCGUGUCUUAUUUGUUCCCGGGAGUGCGCGAAUCGAUGCGAUCCACCUACAUGCCCGUCCACGUGUUCUUCGGUGUUUUGGGAUUUGUGCUAGCUGUCGCGGCUUCCCUGCUCGGUCUUCUGGAGAAAGCCAUAUUUGCCAUGCCCGACUACCGGUACCUACCGCCGCAGGGAGUCCUGGUGAACAUGAUCGGACUGCUUCUGGUCGUCUACGGUGGACUGGUGGUGUUCCUCGUGACGGAUCCCAUGUACAAGCGCAAAGCAUUGCCGGAAGAUGCGAUGCUCCUGACCCACAGUCCAUCAUCGCAAUAGACGGUGAACCCGGUUUCGCCGGUACCAUCUACCGCAGAGUACCGCUAUACAAUGUUAUCUGAUGCUAUAUGUUAUGCUAUGUGUUAAAGUCUGAAUAUGUGACGUGCAAUCGUACUUAAAGUCUAUCUAUACAUGUUGCUAUACAAGUGAAAGUGAUUUUAAAAUAUUAUAGGUUUGUUUAGUCAAGUGCACAAAUAAACGGGAGUGAAGAAUUAACAGCCAGAUUGUUUACUUCAGAGUGCAACACGGAUACCAAUAUAUGAAUAGCAUCUGUUUGAAUAUAUUUAUGUGAUGCAUCGAAUACCAAAACAGCAGAUAUUGCUUCAAAACUGUAAUUGACUGUAAAUAUUUAACGAACAAUAAAGUAUUAUCGCGUCAAA